CAUGAAUGCCAGAAAUGAGAAGCACCUUCCCUUGGCCAGAUGAGUAGUGAAUAGCUUGGUUGCCAUUGUGAAAGUCAUACGUUUGAACGAUCCUUGUGCGAUGCGAAAUGGCCGCAUCCACGGGCUUCUUCGCCACUCUCAAAUUAUUGUGGGAGAUUCGACAAGUGUUUCCCAAACGGAACCAUUCUGCGAGCACUCCUAGCCCUCCAAAGCAUAAACGUGCUAACAUUACGGCCCUCGUGGCCCUCUGGUGCCUUCUGGUCGCGGUUUUUGUCAUUAAUACCCUAGCUGGCCUGGGUCCAAAAUACUUGGGAUGUGGUCUAUUCAAAAACGAUAUCUAUGCAUUGAUUCAACAAUAUGCGCAUUAUGUCACACCGGCUGAAUGGUCGUUUGUUAUUUCUGGUAUUAUUUUCUUUUGGUUGUUUUGUGGAGCAACAUUUUACGUGGUUACAAUUUUUCUUGAAGUGGACGGCAUCCCCGUCUAUUUGAAUCCUGGGGUGAUAUCCAAAAAAUUUGUUGCGGCUUUCGGAGUCAAUUUAGUGUUCAACGUCGCUUGGGUCUUUACUUGGAACUACGAAUUAUUCAUUUGGGCCGAAGUUCUUCUGAUUCUUCUGGCUGUCACCAAUUGUAUAGUUACUGCUCUUAUCAGUCGGAACCUGGCCAAGCACAACCACCGACUUCAAAAAGUGAAUCCUAAAAUUUAUUGGAGCUACGUGAUCAUGGGCCAGUUUGGUCACCAGUUAUACGCAACUUGGUCCAUCAUUGCCGCUAUUUUCCAACUGAUCGUUCCUGCCCAUUAUUGGUGGGGCAUAGACAUGGAGAUAUUGAGUAUUGCUACAAUUGCCACUCUCUUAGUGGUACUAUGUCUCUGGUUUAUGGCGGAUAUUUCGAUUUGGUACACCUAUCAACCUUACUCUAUUAUACCUUACUUGGGUAUUUUGUGGGGCUUCUCGGGAGUGCUGGACCGAACGGCUUCCCAAUUGAUUAGAAAUCAAGCUGUGGUCACAUUUAUUGGGUUCAUUUUGGCGCUGAACACGGGAUUUCUGCUGAUAAAGAUUGCUUUGCUGGUGAAUCGCGAAAAGAAGAGGCUCUUCAGAUCCAACCAAAUCUAUUACUGACGUUAUAAUAUUGCCCCUACCCACUCACACGGUUUUGUGCGCUUUGAAAAUCAUCAAGUUCUGUCAAAAGUUGAAGUUUUUGUGCAUUGAAUGCCAAUAAA
Messenger RNA from Tigriopus californicus, 1219 nucleotides. RefSeq lists its product as uncharacterized. The transcript has 6 exons. Bases 108 to 1118 code for a protein of 336 amino acids. NCBI's taxonomy places the organism in Eukaryota, Metazoa, Arthropoda, Copepoda, Harpacticoida, Harpacticidae. The record is from RefSeq and is a predicted model, not a curated record.